Molecule: messenger RNA, 1419 nt
Organism: Rotaria sordida
Lineage: Eukaryota; Metazoa; Rotifera; Eurotatoria; Philodinida; Philodinidae
Source: the annotation of a GenBank genome assembly
AUGGUAGGCAUCGAUGCAAGAAAUAAACAUAUUCUUGAUAUAAAACAUAUCUGUUCUGUGUGUUCAUUGAUAUUACGAGAUCCGAUACAACUGAUUGAAUGUGGCCAUCGAUAUUGCCAAACAUGUUUCAAUGCUGAACAAGCAACGACAAUUAAAUGUCGACAAUGUCAAUCAGAAACAUUACGAAGCGAUAUACAGCUCGAUCGAGGCUUCAAAAAUGAUAUGAAAUCUCUAGUCAUUGAUUGUUCUUUUUGCCAAUGGACUGGUGUCUUAAAUAACUAUCAAGGACAUCUCGAUCAGUCUCAUUCAAAUGUCAAAUGUGAAUAUUGUAGCGAACAGUUCAAUUCAGUUAACACAUUCAAUGAACAUAAAGUCUUCGAAUGUCAACAACUGAUUGUUGACUGUAUAUUGAAAGAUUUUGGUUGUAAUGAACGAAUUAUUCGUGUUAAAAUGAAAGAUCAUUAUUUAACUGAACAACAUCAACAUGCUCUACUCAAAGUUGUUCGUCACAUGUUACCGCAAUUGAACGACAGACAAACGGAUAUUGAUCUUCCUCGAACAACAACAGCAGGAGCUUUAAAUCCUGCUACAGCUCAAUUAGAAGAGCUUUAUGAAAUGCUCAAUAUCUUGGUAAGUGGUAUCGAGACAUUGAACAAUGAUGAACAACAUUUAGUCAAUGAGUCACUUCAAAUGCAAAUGAUACUUCCAACAUUGACAGAAGAAUUAUCGAAAGUUAAAUUAUCUAUUGAAGAGUCAAACGCUUUUUUCGAGGGAGUCAAAUGUAAUCAAGACAUUCUCAAUCAAGAUUUAGUAUCAUUACAAGAAAAAAUUAAUGAUUUGCAGUAUGUUUCAUAUGAUGGAUCAUUAGUUUGGAAAAUAACAAACUUUCGAGAGAAAAUGAUUGAUGCACAGUCUGAAAGACAAACAUCAAUUUAUUCACCUCCAUUUUAUUCAUCUCCAAAUGGUUAUAAAAUGAGAGCUCGUCUUUAUUUAAAUGGUGAUGGAAAUGCUCGUCGAACACAUAUUUCACUCUUUUUUGUGCUUAUGCGAAGUUUAAAUGAUCCAAUUCUCAAAUUUCCAUUCAAAUAUAAAGUCACAUUUUGUUUGUACGAUCAAACGUCUGCACAACGACAUAUUAUUGAUUCAUUUCGACCAGACAUUAAAUCAAGUAGUUUUCAGCGACCUCGUUUGGAAAUGAAUAUAGCUAGUGGUAUACCGAAAUUUUUCCCAUUGGAAGCGAUUCAACAGGAGGGAAAUCCAUAUGUAAGAGACGACACAAUGUUUAUCAAAAUUAUGGUUGAUUUUGAAGACAUACCCAAAACAUUAUUGCCCUAUGCUUUGAGUCUGAAUCCUGGUCUACCAAUGCAUAUUCAACAAGAAAUGAUCAAGGAAGAAGCUAAACGAAGAACACAAUUAUGA